This is a messenger RNA of Rhodofomes roseus, 806 nucleotides long. RefSeq names its product Y14 protein. Bases 136 to 642 code for a protein of 168 amino acids. Gene Ontology annotation, cellular component: exon-exon junction complex; nucleus; cytoplasm. The record is from RefSeq and is a predicted model, not a curated record. Gene Ontology annotation, molecular function: mRNA binding. NCBI's taxonomy places the organism in Eukaryota, Fungi, Basidiomycota, Agaricomycetes, Polyporales, Fomitopsidaceae. Gene Ontology annotation, biological process: RNA splicing. The transcript has 5 exons.
GUGGGCUGUGUCACGGCCGUGAGCCAUCACAGUCACCCUGUCACACCGGCCCUCCCUCGGUCGCUCCCCGGGCCCGCGUUUGAACGGUCUGCACGCGCGCUCUCCGCAUCCAACGCGUUUGCCGUCCAACCCACCAUGUCCGACGAUGGAAUGAACAUUGACGACAGCGGAAACGACGGAGUCGUGCGCCGCAAGGGCAGGGGUUUCCAGAGCGCUGCUGGCGCAAAUGAAAGCGCAGUCGCCUCGGAACAAGCCUUUGACCGAGUAGAGUCGACCCAAGACUCGGGCACAAGGGCAGCAAGAUCCGUAGAGGGUUGGAUCGUUCUCGUGACAAAUGUGCAUGAAGAAGCUACCGAGGAAGACGUGACGGACAAAUUCGCGGAGUAUGGCGAGAUCAAGAACCUGCAUUUGAACCUCGAUCGCAGGACGGGUUAUGUGAAGGGAUAUGCUUUGGUGGAGUACGAAACGAUGGCAGAAGCCCAGGCUGCCAUCGACAGUGCCUCAGGCACGACGCUGCUGGAGCAGACACUCCAGUGUGACUACGCAUUUGUGCGGCCGCCUCCAACUGGUCCCAAGAAAGGCCGUGGCAGGGAAGGUCGGGGACGCAGUGCGAGCCCGUCUCGUCGUCGGGAUAGGGAAUAAAAAUAUACUGAGGAUGCUGGUUUUGUGGCUUUUGUCUACCACCUUUUACUCGACGCUCUGCUGGAUCCAAUCGUCAAAGUAGCUAGCGUUCAUUCCGAUGCUAUGAUCAUCGCGUGUAAAUUGUAAUAAUAUUGCAACGACGAAAGGAUGAGUGCUUCAACUUU